Molecule: messenger RNA, 1800 nt
Organism: Pogona vitticeps (central bearded dragon)
Lineage: Eukaryota; Metazoa; Chordata; Lepidosauria; Squamata; Agamidae
Gene: CFAP184
Product: cilia and flagella associated protein 184
Biological process (GO): cilium assembly
Cellular component (GO): ciliary basal body; axoneme
Source: RefSeq, a predicted model, not a curated record
GCCUAGUGACCGAGCGAAACAGAUCGGUGGAGGGGAAAAAAAGGCGACGUUAGUGUCUCGUUACUCUAAACAGCGAGAGCGACAUGGAGGAAGCCGAGGUGGUAGUUUCUCCCGAGGCGGUGGACGAGGCCGCAGCUGUUGUUACCCCUCAGGAGGAGGAGGCGGCGGAAUCGAUUACAGUCGCCGCCACCCCGGCUGUCCUCGAACUAGAGGAGGCUCCUCUUGUGACUGAGGCGGCCAACGAUGAAAGGACGGCGGAGGCCGUGGAGGCCGUGCCUUCCUCUGCCACCGUCGCCGAAGAAGAGCAGCCGCGGCCACAAGGCGAGGGGGAAGCAGAGCUGGAGCCGGUUGCUGCAGAAGAGCAGCCGGAGGGAGCCACCGCGGAAUCGGCGAGCGAAGGCCCAUCAGAAGCGCCGCCAGAGGGACCGGCCUCAAGCGAAGGGCCUGGCGAGGAGGGCGCCGAAGAAGCUACGGUGACGACUGUUGCCUCUGAAGCGGCGACGACGGCGGCGGAGGAGGUGCCUUCGACUCUGUCCCUCGGGGAGCUGCCCACCCACGUCUCCUUCACCGAAGGGGAGCUGCCGGAGCCGCCGCCACUGCAGGUGGGCGCCGAGUUGGGGCGCCGGAUCAGCCUCAGCCUCUGGGAGCUGGAGCACCAGAGGCCGAGCGGGGCCUCGCUGGGACUCGGCUCCAGCCCGGAGAGCGCGGAGUCCUCGGCGGUGGCGGUGGAGACGGAGGAGCAGCUGGCGCAGCGCCUGGCCGAGGAGCAGCUGCGGCGGGAGGAGCUGGUGGAGCAGUACCAGCAGCUGCUGUUGGAGCGGAGCCGCCUCCGCCACUACAACACGAAGCUGCAGGGCAAGCUGGGCGAGCUGCUGAACAAGGCCAAGGGCAAAGAGCCGGCCCGCGCGGAGCUGGAGCAGCACAUCUCGGACAGGGAGCAGCGCUACAGUCGCUACCUGGCCAUGCUGCAGGACAUGCGGCGGGACCAGAGGGGGGAGAUGGCCUGGUUCCAGAAGCAGAUCGAGGCCGUCCAGCGCUCCUGCGACGAGAAACUGGCCAAGAUGGAGACCGAGUGGAAGACCUACCAGGCCAUCAAGAAAGAGGUGGCUGUGUAUACCAUGGGGCGGAGGCUGGGUGGCAGGCACGCUGCCAUCAAGGAGGUGGACCAAAUCCAGGGGAGAGAGGAGAGCAAGGAAAAGGAAGUGACAGAGGUUCGUCUAGAAAAUAUAAAGUUGAAGCACAGGAUCCAAAAACUUGAAGCAAGCCUAAAAGUCCAGGAAAUGUUGGCAGAAGGCCUGCACUUAAUAGACUUUGAGCAGUUGAAGAUUGAGAACCAGACCUACAAUGAAAAGAUUGAAGAGCGCAACGAGGAGCUUCUGAAGCUGCGGAGAAGGAUUACCAACACAGUGCAAAUUCUAUCUCAGGUAAAAGAAAAACUGCAGUUUGUGGAAGCAAGGAAUCAAGAACAAAAAGCGGAACUAAUGGCAAUUGAGGCUCAUGUGGCUCAAAAGAGAGAGAUUUUAACCAAAACCAAACAAGCUCGGGAUAAAUUAAGAAUGGACAAUCAGAAGCUUCAGCAGAAGUGUGGUUUACUUGGGAAUACACUGUUGUUGAGAGAUUUUGAGAAUAAAGUGAGUAUUGCUGAUGAACUCAAUGGGAAGCUGGAUCUACUGAAACAGCGUCAUGCAGUGCUCACCCUCACUUGCAAAGGAGUGAAAAAGAAAAUCAGAGGUGUGAAAUCUUUUCUACCAUUGUGAAUAAUUUCUGCUUGAAGGUAUUGUAUGUACAUGCACACAGAUA